Messenger RNA from Callorhinus ursinus (northern fur seal), 1326 nucleotides. It is a transcript of the gene ZBTB8A, whose product is annotated as zinc finger and BTB domain containing 8A. Gene Ontology annotation, biological process: regulation of transcription by RNA polymerase II. Lineage: Eukaryota; Metazoa; Chordata; Mammalia; Carnivora; Otariidae. The record is from RefSeq and is a predicted model, not a curated record. Gene Ontology annotation, molecular function: DNA-binding transcription factor activity, RNA polymerase II-specific; RNA polymerase II cis-regulatory region sequence-specific DNA binding; protein binding.
AUGGAGAUCUCCUCUCAUCAGUCCCACCUCCUGCAGCAACUGAAUGAGCAGCGCAGGCAAGAUGUCUUUUGUGAUUGCAGCAUUCUGGUUGAGGGGAAGGUCUUCAAAGCGCAUCGAAAUGUAUUAUUUGCUAGCAGCGGCUACUUCAAAAUGCUCCUUUCUCAGAAUUCAAAGGAGACAAGUCAGCCAACCACAGCUACUUUUCAGGCCUUCUCCCCUGACACUUUUACGGUUAUCCUGGACUUCGUCUAUUCCGGCAAACUCUCUCUCACUGGUCAGAACGUCAUAGAAGUGAUGUCAGCCGCUAGCUUCCUUCAGAUGACUGAUGUCAUUAGCGUAUGUAAGACCUUUAUUAAAUCUUCGCUAGACAUUAGUGAGAAAGAAAAAGAUCGCUAUUUCAGUCUCUCCGAUAAAGACGCCAAUUCUAACGGUAUAGAACGUUCCUCCUUUUAUAGCAGUGGCUGGCAAGAAGAAAGCAGUUCUCCGCAUUCUCACCUAAGCUCAGAUCAAGGAACAGGUGUAAUAAGUGGAAAAUCUUGGAGUAAGUAUAAUUACCAUCCAGCCUCCCAAAGGAAUACUCAACAGCCUUUGACCAAGCAUGAACAAAGGAAAGAUUCCAUUAAAAAGUCCAAACAUUUGAGGUUGUCACAGCCUUCUGAAGUUGCUCCUUACAAGUCAAGCAAACGAGAAGCACGAACAUCAGAUUCUUCCAGCCACAUUUCCCAAUCUGAAGAACAAGCACAAAUUGAUGCUGACAUGGACUCUACUCCUGUUAGCUAUCCGUAUGGUCCAGGAUCUGAUGUCACAUCCAGAAGCUUUCCAGAUGAUCUGCCCCGGAUGCGGUUCAAGUGCCCAUACUGCACACACGUGGUGAAGCGAAAGGCGGACCUGAAGCGUCACCUUCGCUGCCACACGGGAGAAAGACCCUAUCCCUGUCAAGCCUGUGGGAAGAGAUUUAGCAGGCUGGACCACCUCAGUAGCCACUUCCGAACAAUUCACCAGGCAUGCAAACUAAUCUGCAGAAAAUGCAAACGCCACGUGACUGAUCUAACAGGGCAAGUGGUCCAGGAAGGAACCAGGCGCUACAGACUCUGUAAUGAGUGCCUCGCUGAAGUGGGCAUAGACAGCCUCCCCAUUGAUUUGGAAGCUGAACAGCAUCUUAUGUCCCCAUCAGAUGGAGAUAAGGAUUCCAGAUGGCACUUGAGUGAAGAUGAGAAUAGAUCAUACGUGGAGAUUGUAGAGGAUGGAUCUGCUGAUCUGGUCAUACAACAGGUUGAUGAUAGUGAAGAGGAAGAAGAGAAGGAGAUAAAGCCUAACAUUAGGUAG